Molecule: messenger RNA, 3184 nt
Organism: Lethenteron reissneri (Far Eastern brook lamprey)
Lineage: Eukaryota; Metazoa; Chordata; Hyperoartia; Petromyzontiformes; Petromyzontidae
Product: transmembrane protein 216-like
Biological process (GO): non-motile cilium assembly
Cellular component (GO): ciliary transition zone
Source: RefSeq, a predicted model, not a curated record
UAGUCGGUUUCUUGUAAAAUGUAACUCGAAUUGAAUCAACGAGUCGACGGUGAUGAUGGGGUUUACGAUAUUUUUUUCUCACCCUAAAGCAAACGUCAAGGGGUGCGUCUCAUAAUCCGAUAGGCGAGUGUUUAUGAUCAGAUCGGAUGUGUAUAAUCAGAAUCCGAUUAGCUGUAAAGCGCUUUGUCUUGCCACCGCCGCAAAAUUUCGGGGUACGUCUUUUAACAUGGAGACUACGGUGAUUGAGCGAGGGGGGGGAGGGCUCUUAGACUUAUAUUGCUGAGAAAUUGCUGUGGUCUAACAUUGAGUCAUUUGUCUGAAGCAACUUUUAUUUACUGGAAUAUAUUUUAAUAAAUAAUUUAAUGUAUCCUCUUUUCGAAUUUCUUUAUGAAACGCGCUUGUGCUAAUUGUUUAUUUUCUUCUUCUAAUUUUGGUACCCCAUGUGACUAAUCUGACCUCUUGAGGUUCUCACUUUUGGGCUAAAUAAAAUUAACUUAAAACUCCAGUUACUGUGCUGCAAUCGAUCCACGGCUCAAGGGAAUCGUGUUGUCAGUAAUCGACUAUUCGAUUCUCCCCCCGUUGCCCAGGGGCGGAAGUGAGUCACGGUCACGUGAUGCGAUCGCUGCCACGAGGAACUCUGGGAGGAGCAACAUGGCCGCGAGGGGGAGAGCGAAUAUGAUCCUUUCUUCAGUACCCUUGCAAUUUUUACUCUUUUUGAAUGGCUGGUAUCUUGGCUUUUUUUUCAUCGCAGAGGCAUUGAUUUUUAUUUACAAAGGUCAAGUGCUGCCCUACCCCUCUUCCAACCUGGCCCUCGACAUCAUCCUGCUCUUUGUGCUCACACUUAUCGAGAUUUUCCGCAUCUUCUUCUGCAGCAAGGGGAACUUGACGGAGCGGAAUGUUCCUCUGAGCGUGGGCGUGGGGCUCACAGUGCCCGCCGUGGUGCUCUCCGUCUACCUGCUGCUGUUGCAGACGUACGUUCUGCGCGUCGAGGUCAUCAUCAACGGAAUCCUCCUCGCGCUGCACGGGCCAACACACUCGGCUGAAUGGAAGAAAACAAAAAUCCUGCAUCCCAGCCAUGCUGACAGUUGGAGGUGUCUACUAUGUCUACUGUAAAUCUGUUAAAUAGGGGUGAGCUGUGUACAUAUUAUUCAGUGUUUCAGAGAUUCAAUGAUUGAAGUUAUUUUUACAUCUUCUCUAUUCAUAUGGUGUUUGCCAUGCUGGUGUGCAUUUGCAAUGAGUAAACGUGCCAUCUCCACUUGUAAUAAUAAAGCAUAUGUCUAUAUAAUUGUCAGAUUGUUUCCACUAUUACAUAGCUGUGUUAUAAAAAAAAUGAAGCCGAACAUGCAUAUGUUUUUCUACCUGUUUGUUAAUAUUACACGUGUUAAUGUUAAAGGAAGCUAAUUGUUCUCUGGACAUUGUCCAAAAUUAAUUGGUUUGCAGUAAUGUUUAUUUUCCAUGCACGUCCAAGUUUACAAUUCUGGAUAAAUAUAUUAAACAUCCCAAUUUAUAUCGCAAAAUAGCAGUUAAAGGGUGUGUUAUAGUGCACAUAGGAAAUUACAAUUCAUAAUCUCAUGAGCCACCCAGAUUAAUCCCAGUUUUGUUUGUUUAAUCAGUCCAAAGUUGAACUGGUAACAACUUUGGACUUACAUCAGGGCAUCCAUUGGCACCGAUUUGUCAGGCCACCUACAGUAUCGCCGUUUAUAUUGCAUUGAAGAUCGUCCAAGGUUCGGUGUCUAAACAAAUGUCGUUGGGGAAACUGGGAAAAUCCCAGUGUGAGGUUUAAGGUGUCACAUUAAACAAUAUAAACUCUGCACUUUGCAGGGUGUUAAUAAACACUGAAAUCUCCCAGACCAGCGUGUAUAGCUAUGCAUAGCUUCAAAGAAACAGUAUCACUGGAAUUGUCAGAAAAGCUGGCCCAGCUAUUUAAACUAAAUUAGUGGAGUUUUAUACGAACUUAAUACUCAAGAUUAUAAACCUGAAUCAUGGAAGAGGCUCCAUUCUAUAAAAAAUGACGAUAAAACUGAUUAUAAGAAUUAAAUGCAUUACUCGCCUAUCGCACACAUAUGUAUAUAGAUUCUUCACGAACAUCAAAUGGAACGUAAUAAUGGACAAUUUAGAUACCAACCACAUGAGCAGGCAGGAAUUAGAAAAGGAUUUUUCGACCAUUGACCACAGAAAUAGUAUAAAAGAAAAGAUAUUUUUUUAAAUAUAUUACCUGGUUUGGUAGACUAAUCGGUGAAAACAUGUCAUCCGAUCUUUCACAAGUAUUAGACAUUGUCGAAACCAUUUAUGAUUAUGGGACAGCUACGCAGAUUUCCAGAAGAAAACUACAUAUAAAUGAAGCAAGGAGUCGGGCACGGAGAUGCACUUUCGCGAUGACUAUUCACGGUGACAGAAGAUGCUUUCUGAAAAUUCAAAUUGACUAAGGUUAGUGAUGGAAUGGCAGUCGAAGGAGUGAAAACGCCAUAAAGCAAUGUGUAGAUUUGUUGAACUUCUGCACCGUACGUAAGACUAGGAAGUGAUCCAUAUAACUGUUGCAGAUACUGAGAGAGCAGUUUUGCAUUUAGAAAAAUAUUUUAUUGGUACAUUGUUUUGAGCGUCGACUUUGUUCGACGGAUCCAGGGAAGAUUGGGAAUCGCUGCCUUAGAGGAUGAUACGCACUACAAUGACAAUAGUUUGAGAACAGCAAGAUGGAUUGUGUCGCAAAACCGGAAAGGAUGGUCUUCAAGCAGUGGAUUGAGCAUGACUGACGAUGACACUGGCUGUAAUAAACUAACCAACAUUUAAAGUGAUUACUUCAAUAAUUUGAUGAUGCAUUUAGAUCAUAACAUUACCUUAACCUCUGUCUUUAUUGUAGGUUUUACCAACAUUCAGGUUUCGUGACCCUCCACCCGCCGUCUUUCCACGUUUACCAAUUUCUCCAAUACAAAUUAACAAUACACUACGCAAUUAACGCUGCCCGCGUGAAUCGAGCUGAUGCAAAUGAAGAUCGAGAUCUCGGCGUGCGUGCGUGUGCACUUGUUACACACGCGUGUGUGGGCACGUGUUCCAGGUGAAGCAGACGGCGUUCAUUGCUUAGCGCGUCACGUGGGACGUGUUUAACAAUCAUCGGGCGCGUGCAGCGUGCAACGAGUUCCUGUUAUUUGAAUGGAGUAAAUUGAUAAACGCGGAGAGACGUAGGGGG